This is a messenger RNA of Cuscuta epithymum, 1533 nucleotides long. Lineage: Eukaryota; Viridiplantae; Streptophyta; Magnoliopsida; Solanales; Convolvulaceae. The record is from the annotation of a GenBank genome assembly.
GUGUGACACAAUUUUUAAGAAAAAAUUGAAUUGUGUGGUUGAUAUUGAAUUGAUAAAGUGUAAAUAAAGUAAGAAUGAAUUGUAACCACCCAAAUAUUUCCAAAUAUGGUAUGAGACAAACUUAAUGGAACAGACGAAAAAGGUAAAACGGGACAAAGUUAGGGGGACGGAGGAGUAACUUGCAUACCCCGUAUAUAAAAAGUGUAAAACUGUAUAUGAAAGUGUACAAAUAUACUUUUGCAAAUUUAAUAAUGAACGUUCAAUUAAUCCUAAUUUUCAAAUCUGUCAUUACUCCCUGUAACGGAAGGCGGUGACAUUGUGAUCAUCAGCAUCAUCAUUUUCACUUUAUGAAAAAACAAUGGGCAGCACUAUGAAGGGAGCGAAAAAGCCGAUCAAUGCCGCGAAGGCGUGGCUGAAGGCGCAACCGCCCAAGAUGAAGGCUUUUCUGGUUUUUACAGCUGCCUUCUCCGCCAUUGUUUUCCUCCGCCUCGUCGUCGAAGACCACGACAACCUCUUCAUCGCCGCCGAGGCUGUCCACGCCAUCGGCAUUUCCCUCCUCAUUUAUAAACUCACCAAGGGCAAAACUUGUGCCGGACUUUCACUGAAAUCACAAGAUCUCACGGCUAUGUUUUUAGCUGUAAGACUUUACUGCAGUGUUGUCAUGGAGUAUGACAUACAUACUCUGCUUGACUUGGCUACGUUGGCAACAACUGUAUGGGUCAUUUAUACCAUCCGCUUUAAGUUAAAUUCCAGUUUCAUGGAUGAUAAAGAUACUCUUUCAAUAUACUAUUUGGUUAUACCUUGUGCUGUACUGGCUCUGGUUAUCCAUCCAUCCACAAACCAUCACAUAUUCAACCGUAUUUGUUGGGCUUUUUGUGUGUAUAUGGAAGCUGUUUCAGUUCUCCCCCAGCUACAUGUCAUGCAGAACACAAAGGUUAUUGAACCAUUCACUGCGAAUUAUGUUUUCGCUCUGGGAAUUUCAAGGUUCCUAAGCUGUGCACAUUGGAUUCUCCAGAUGAUAGAUUCUCGGGGAAGCUUGUUAACAGCUUUGGGUUAUGGAUUGUGGCCACCAAUGGUCAUCCUUUCUGAGAUUGUCCAAACUUUUAUUCUGGCCGAUUUCUGCUACUAUUAUGUCCAAUGCCUUUUUGGCGGGAAUCUAGUGAUGCGCCUUCCAUCUGGAGUAGUCUAACAAACUCAUCUAAGUUUUGUCAAGUUGGGAGGGAACUCUUUUUGCCUCUCAAUAAAAGUAGUCUACCUGAGAAUACAAACAUCCUGCUUGGCAUCAAAGUGGGUGUAAUUUGGGUUUUGCAGUUUGAUUUGUUGAAUCCCAUUUCUUACUCAAUAGGUACAUAUAUUUUGAUGGUGUCUACUGUCUAGCAUGCCACAAUAGGGUCAUUUCUUCGUUUCGCAGUUUAGGGUUUUGUGAUAGUUAGAACAAAAAAACUCUUAUCAGAUUGUUUGCAACAUUUGCUCGUUUAGCUAAUUUAGCUGAUUAAGUCAAAUGACUAAUGUGAAUGUAUUAUGUCUCAGCUA